This is a messenger RNA of Scatophagus argus, 2788 nucleotides long. Its product is annotated as deoxynucleoside triphosphate triphosphohydrolase SAMHD1-like. Gene Ontology annotation, biological process: defense response to virus; regulation of innate immune response; dGTP catabolic process. Lineage: Eukaryota; Metazoa; Chordata; Actinopteri; Scatophagidae. Gene Ontology annotation, cellular component: nucleus. Gene Ontology annotation, molecular function: dGTPase activity; protein binding. Bases 139 to 2019 code for a protein of 626 amino acids. The record is from RefSeq and is a predicted model, not a curated record. The transcript has 18 exons.
UUUACACCGCCUUUGAGUCUGCUGUGCAGAGCUGUCUGAUCAGCUGUUGCAGCCUUCGUGAGUAACGUUGCCGGUUGUAAAUUUGAGGAGCUCUACUCUUUUGGCUAAUCCAGAUUAACGCCUGUUUGUCGGAUCGACAUGGACAACCGAAAACGACCGUUUGAGGCGGUUUCGACCUUUAAUGAUACAUAUAAAACGCCAGAGAAGAGAGGAUCAGUGGUCCGCCGGCUGCAGGACUCGGACUACAUGCAAUGGGGUGUGGAGGAAACGUGUCAGUACCUACGAAGAGAAGACCUUGGAGAAUGGGAAGAUAAAUUUAGAGAACAAAAAAUCAGAGGUGUCACGCUGCAGUAUCUCAAGGAUGCUGAUCUGGAAAAGAUGGGCAUAGAAUGCCUUGGUGACCGUCUGCACAUCCUACACAGCCUGGGGAAGCUGUGGCAGAUAGAGGGAGGGUUAAAUAAGGUGUUUAAUGAUCCCAUCCACGGGCACGUUGAGCUACACCCACUUCUCAUCAAAAUCAUGGACACACCUCAGUUCCAGAGACUACGAAACCUCAAGCAGCUUGGAGGGACCUACUUUGUUUUUCCUGGAGCAUCUCACAACCGCUUUGAACAUUCGAUUGGAGUGGGUUACUUGGCAGGACGACUUGCGCAAGCUCUGCAAACUAGACAACCAGAACUCAACAUCUCCUGCAGGGACAUCCUUUGUGUGCAGAUUGCUGGGCUCUGCCACGACCUGGGACAUGGGCCAUUCUCCCAUAUGUUUGAUGGGCAAUUCAUCCCCAAAGCACGUCCAGGAAUUACCUGGAAGCACGAGACUGCCUCUCUGGCCAUGUUUGACUACCUGGUGAAUGACAAUAAGCUGAAGUCUGUGAUGAAGCAGCACGGCCUGGUGCUGCCCGAAGACCUGGACUUCAUUAAGGAACAGAUUGCUGGACCAUUGGACGCUAAUGCAGCCAAGGGCAAGAAGUGGCAGUAUAAAGGCCGUCCAAAAGACAAAUCCUUCCUUUAUGAAAUCGUGGCCAACAAAAGAAAUGGAAUUGAUGUGGACAAGUGGGACUACUUUGCCAGGGACUGCCACCACCUGGGCAUCCAGAACAACUUUGACUAUCGCCGCUUUCUAAAGUUUGCCAGGGUGUGUGAGGUGGACGGACAGAAGCACAUCUGCACUCGAGACAAGGAGGUGGGAAAUCUGUAUGACAUGUUCCACACCAGGAACUGUCUCCACAGAAGAGCCUACCAGCACAAAGUGAGCAACAUCAUAGAGACCAUGAUCACAGAGGCCUUUUUAAAAGCAGACAAGCACAUCCAGAUUGAAGGCUCAGGAGGGAAGAAGUUCACUCUCUCCACAGCCAUAGAUGAUAUGGAGGCCUACACCAAGCUGACAGAUGGUGUGUUUGAACAAAUACUGAACUCUUCAUCCGAGGAGCUGGCUGAGGCGAGGCAGAUUCUACGCAACAUUGUCUGUCGACGCCUCUAUAAGUGUGUGGGUCAAACUCAGGCUGAGGAACCCAUAAGUGUCACGCAGGAGAUGAUUCUCUCCUGGGAAGCAAAUUUGGCUGAGACCGUCCCUCUGAGUGGCGCCCAAGAUGUCAGUCUAAAGCCAGAGGACUUUGUAGUUAGUGUCAUUUAUAUGGACUAUGGGAUGAAGGAAAAGAACCCUAUCAACAACGUGCGUUUCUAUUGCAAGGACAACCUAACCACAGCCAUCAAGAUUUGCAAGAACCAAGUGUCUAAACUUCUUCCAGAGCAGUUUGCUGAGCAGCUGAUCAGGGUCUACUGCAAGAAGACAGAUCCUAAAAGUCUGGAGGCAGCCAAGAAACGCUUUGUCCAGUGGUGCAUGAACAUGAACUUCUCCAAGCCUCAGGAUGGAGACAUAAUAGCACCUGAGCUAACUCCCCUGAAAGCCAGCUGGUCGGACAACAACGAAGGAGAGGAUGGUGAAGGUGGCAGCUCGACACACGUAAACUAUGCUCAUGUAAAUGGAGAAAAGAAAGCGAGAACUCAGCUUUUCAAGUAAGAGGAAGAGAGAAGAUGGCCCCUCUAGUACACAUUUGGUAGAUGAGACAGUGCUGAGUUCAAGUUAUAUUUUUCUACAAGGUAAAUGUGUUAAUGAGCACAACAGUUAUUCAAAUCAUUAAUUAUCUGAAAUACAAUUUUUACACCAAAAAGGAAGGACUUCAGAGAUUCAAAAAAUGUGGGUUUCUGAAUAUAUACUCAGUGCCUGCACUCAGGGAUUUUUACGAACACAAAUCCAACACACAUAUUUUAGUUUUUAUCAUUUUUCGUUUUAUUUUAAACUCCCCUGUGCAUCUGGAGCUGCAAGUGUCCCAUUUUUAAGUUGACUUACUUGUUUCAUACCAUGUGCUUAGCAAUAACCUACUAUCAUGCAUCUGCAUCAUGAACAUUAUGGUCAGUUAGUGUUGUGUGAUUUACUCAGAACAUGUAGACAUUCAGCUUUUAAAAGAAGUAAAUCAAAUCUGCAGUCAAAACUCACUUCCUCUGCUGACUUAUUUACUCUACUUCUUUUUACUUGUGGGAUUAUUUGGGUUUGAUGUGAUCUUACAUUUAAUGUAUUUAUCUAAUUUAGAGGUGUUUUCUGGUUGACUUUGUUACUAUAUAUUCUAUUCAUUGUUCUUACACUAAAUAUGUUUGCAUCACAGGUGGUGGUUUUGUUUUAUUUGAAUGUGUUAAAAAAUAUGUUUGAAGUAAUGUAAAGGGGAAAUCUACCAAAGGUACUACUGGAAGGGGUUUCGUAACAGUUACAAAAUAAAACUCUUUUUCUCUCA